GAGGAGAGCCUGCACGAUCGCCGUGCUACGCCGUGUCUCCAGCUAUAAGAAUAGACAGUCCACUGGCUGGCAUUACGAUACAGCCCUCUAUACCCCCAUAACGUCUUGUAAUUGUACCCGCCUUUUUACUAGACAAAGAUGAAGAUCGUUAGCUCAGAUGACAUUGAUAACUACCAGCGCGCGACCGCGAUUGGAGGCGCCAAAGGUUUCUUUGGGGGUCUCGCAGUUGCUGGACCAGCAUCCUACAUUCUGAACAAGCGAUGGCCGUACUACCGCCAGCUUCCCCCGUCUCUGAAGGCGUUCGGCAUCAUCUUGGUCGCCGUGCCGUCGUUUGUGAUUGCUGCUGAGCACGCGGGGCAGAAGUACGAGAAGGAUCAUUGGACUGGUGUGGGGAAGGUCGAGUUGGACACUGCAGCAGCGAGGGAGCAAGCCCGCUGGGAGGCUCUGAGCCCCUCGGAGAAGGUGAAGGAUUGGGCUGCUAGGCAUCAAUACGGUGUCAUUGGCGGCAGUUGGGCUUUGUCCAUGGUUGGCUCGUUCGGCUGGAUCAUGCGGGACCCACAUCAGUCGUUUGCUCAGAAGAUCGUGCAAGCGCGUAUGUGGGCGCAGGGGUUGACCAUCGGGGUACUCCUAGCCGCCGGUGCAAUCUCGCACGCGAACCGCCACAACCAAGGCAGUGCGCGCAAUGCGAUUCCAGACCACUCAUGGAAGGACAUCCUUGAGCAGGAGGAGCGCGUUCAACAGGAAGCUCGUGCAGCUCAGUCUGCAUCGACGUCUGCUUCUGCGGCUGCGCCUGCCUCGUCGUGAUUCAAAAGUAGACUACCUUGGGACUAUCAUUAAUAUGGACGUACAUAAACUCCUGUGUAGUAUAGAACUAUCGUAUCAUGAACACCCUCCGUC
This is a messenger RNA of Gloeophyllum trabeum ATCC 11539, 897 nucleotides long. RefSeq lists its product as uncharacterized. Gene Ontology annotation, biological process: mitochondrial respiratory chain complex IV assembly. The record is from RefSeq and is a predicted model, not a curated record. Gene Ontology annotation, cellular component: mitochondrial inner membrane. The transcript is spliced from 5 exons. NCBI's taxonomy places the organism in Eukaryota, Fungi, Basidiomycota, Agaricomycetes, Gloeophyllales, Gloeophyllaceae. Bases 139 to 804 code for a protein of 221 amino acids.